This is a messenger RNA of Heterobasidion irregulare TC 32-1, 1572 nucleotides long. RefSeq lists its product as uncharacterized. The record is from RefSeq and is a predicted model, not a curated record. Lineage: Eukaryota; Fungi; Basidiomycota; Agaricomycetes; Russulales; Bondarzewiaceae. Gene Ontology annotation, biological process: regulation of translational fidelity. Gene Ontology annotation, molecular function: nucleotide binding; Ser-tRNA(Ala) deacylase activity. The coding region runs from base 1 to 1572 and encodes 523 amino acids. The transcript is spliced from 4 exons.
AUGGCCGCAGCAGCCCUCGUUCUACAUCCAACAAUCCCUCCAGACUACCACCGGAUCAUUUCACCCACCCUUCAGAUACCCUCCGAUCCCACAGUGACGAUCCCCCCUUUCCAGCUUCGCAUCCAUUGCCCUCACUGCAACCCUCUCCUUCGCAGUCUCAGCACCACUAUCAUAUCUACCACCUUUGUCAAACCCACGCCUCCACCCUCAAGGAAGAAGGGCCACACGAAGCAGGCCAAAGCAUCUGCGCCGCCUCCACUGUCAGAACCGUUUCUGCAAGUGAUCACGCAUGAUACUGUCUUGUUCCCGGAAGGAGGGGGACAGCCACAUGACGUUGGGCUUCUGACAGCUGAGAACGGCGACAUCUGGGACGUGGCGUUUGUCAAAAGACACGGCGGCAUCGCGGUUCACUACGUCAAGGUGAAGGAGGGCGUCGACGAUGUUCCUGCGCAUCUUGAGGUUGGACGUAAGGUAGAAUUGACUUUGGGAGAUGAAGGCUUCAAGAGACGCCUCGACCACAUGAGCAUGCAUACUGCUCAGCACUUACUCUCCGCUGUCAUCGAAACUCGGCUGUCGCUCCCUACCCUGGCAUGGUCUCUCACCACCUAUCCAUCCCCUUCGUACGUCGAUCUACCUCGCCCUCUAACCGCCGACGAGACUGCGCUCGUCCAGGAUACGGCCAACCGUUUCGUUUUUGAGGGCCGGCGCGUGCACAUAGAGGUAGAGGAACUCCGGGCUGGCCAACAGGGCAUCGAUUCCGGGGAAGCUGACACCGGCACGGGAUCAGCGCGCGAGCUCGGUCGUGGUCUCCCAAAGGACUACACGGGGGGUGUACACCGCGUCGUUGUGAUUGAUGGGGUCGACAGAAACCCGUGCUGCGGCACACACCUCCCUACGCUCUCGUCGCUCCAACUGUUCCUCUUCCCCGCACCCGCAUCGUCGUCCUCGGGACCCGCAAGGCAUUAUUUCCUCUCCGGCCCGCGUCUACUCCAUUACAUUGGAACAACGCAGCUCCUAUUGGCACGCACGUCGAGUCUGCUCUCGUGUGGCGCGGUGGAAACUCCGGACCGCGUCGCGCUCGUUCUAGACGAGAGCAAGAAGCGGGAGAAGCGAGUUGAGGACGUCGAGCGCGAGCUUGGCGACGCGCUUGGUAGACACCUGGCUGAUGAGAUGCUAGAAUGGCAGAGAAAUCGCCACGGUGACGUCGAGUGGACGAAGUAUGUCGGGCGAACCGACGAUGCUUCAUCCGCGCUCUCGUUUCUGCAGUCCAUCGCGUCUGCGUUUGUUGCACAUCUACCUCCCGCCACAGGCUCUGCGUCGCACCACUACGCGCUUCUCCUCACGUCCUCCCCGUCGUCACAGACGUCCGCUUCGACGACGGUAGUGAUGCUUAUCGGGAGCGAGGACAAGAGGGUGAAAGAAAUUGGAGACGAGCUGAAGAAGCAAUUCAAGACCCUUAAAGGGGGCGGGAGGGGGGUCAGGUGGAGUGGCAAGUCAGUAGGCGUGUGGCUUGAAGAGAGGGAAGGUAAGAUAGCGGCAUUGGCAUUGGCUCAGCCUUCGCCCGGACCCUAG